Molecule: messenger RNA, 384 nt
Organism: Protopolystoma xenopodis
Lineage: Eukaryota; Metazoa; Platyhelminthes; Monogenea; Polystomatidea; Polystomatidae
Source: the annotation of a GenBank genome assembly
CUCGCAGGGGUCGAUGCCACAGAGGCUCAUGGGGUGGGGCGCCGUCCGCGACUACCUCGUCACCUUGCUUCCCCAUGCAUAAGACCGACAGACCCUAAAGUCGCUGGCCGCCUCCGCGAUCAAGUGUGUUGCCUAGCCGACCCGCAUGCAUGCAUCUGCGCGUGUGCACGCCCACAUAGUGUUUGUGCACAUGCCGGUACCUCGGUCCGUAUAUCUGCAUGUGUUGGACUCAGCCUUCCCCCAUACCGACUGGCCUCGUUGGCUCGUACGGAUGCGGGUGUGUUUCCUGUCCGCAAUGGAAGAAGUGUAAUAGGAGGGCACCAGUCGGUACUUGACGGGUCUUAUUCAACGCUGAAGUUUUCUGACCACAGCCCAUGCGACUAG